UCUGUUGAUUGUUGUGCGGUGCCCAUUCAUCCGUUGUCGUAGUCUUUGCUCAGUUUCCCCAUUCUCCAAAUCAUUCCCUAAUCAUGGCUUGCAGUUUCCCCACUCUUGGUUCCCAGCUCCAAGUUUCUGGGUUUCGAACUCUCAGCUUCGCGUACCCAAAGCUUCCCUGCCAUAAAUGCUUCGUUCCCCCUGCUGGUGAUCCUAGUGUAUUACACUCGUAACAUGCUUGUGACUCAUAUUAUUCUUCUCCUGCUGGUGACCCUGGGAUACUGCAUCUCCCGCGGGCAACGCGGGAUUAUUAUCGUCCCUCGGUGUUUCCGGAAGCGGAAGUGUUGCAGCAGGUCGGGUGGCGCGGUGUCACUGAGCAUGCGUUGGAGUGGGUUGUGAACAAGUGAGUUUCGCUGAAAUGUUGGGCCUUUCCCCAGCAUCUGCGAAGAAUCAGCAAGUGACAGUGUGGUUCCCUUAGGGCAGGGGCUUGAUGUUUUGUAUGCAGUAAUUUGUGGAGUUGUGAGAAAUAGUGGAAGUUUCAGAUUGGUUUUGAUAAUGUCACUUUCCUGACAUCCGCUCAAGUGCAACAAUCUCGAAAUGGAAGCCAAAGAAGUGAUUGUGAAAGUGUCUCUGGAAAUGGGAUGCAGUCAGAGACAGGAGCAGAAGGGGACCAGCUGGAAUGGAUGUGUGUUAUAAUGUUGUUGUCGGCAGUUUCUUCAUUUUCCAGGUCCUAUAUCAUAAUGUCACUCCCCAUCUCUCCACUCUGCUCAGCUGUGGAUACAAGAACUUAUCUUGGGAACAAAAAACGGAAUGGAACUCAAGAUGUGUCUCCACGAUUCAUGCUGUUGUGGUCGGAGGACUAGCUUUAUAUAUCCUUUGGUUCGAUGAUCUUGUCAACAAAGACCAUAUCUGGGGGGAUCCCAAACUCGUGAAGCUUAAUAUAGCAAUCGCUUCAGGCUACUUGAUUAAUGAUUUAAUGCUGCUUGUCUGGCACUGGAAGACAUUGGGCGAUAGCUUUUUCCUCAGUCACCAUUUGGCAGCACUCUAUGCGUACCAGUAUGUGCUGGGACGAGGCCUCCUUCCAUAUUUUGCUAAUUUUCGCUUGAUUGCUGAGCUGUCCACACCAUUUGUAAAUCAGCGGUGGUUCUUUGAGGUUCUGCGGUUCCCCAGAAAUGCCCGGUUGGUUGUGUUGAAUGGUGUCGCCAUGACUGUGAGCUUCUUCCUUGUGCGCAUUGCUGUGAUUCCGUCCUACUACCUUCAAAUGGUUUCUACCUUUGGGACAGCAGCCUUCCACCGCCUGGGCCUUGGGCCACAGUGUGCUUGGAUCAUUUCCAGUGUUGUUCUGGAUAUUCUUAACACAGUCUGGAUGUACAAAAUCGCCAAAGGGUGCUGGAAAAUUCUGUUUACAUCCCAGAAGCACCGGAAAGCUGAACUCAGUGAGAGUUUAUAGAGAAGUAGCAGGUUUUCCAGGUUAAGUCCUUUCUGCUGAAACUUUAAUCAAUCAAUCUACAUCAAAUCCGCACUCUUGAAAACUUACAAUUAUGUUUGAAAUUUUUGAAAUAAAUCUGUUAAUGUUUUAUUAUGUAACAUUGCAACUGAGACAUUGAGGAGAUUGAAAAUGGCACAAUUUUGUAAUUAGUCUUAGAUUUGUAUAAACUGAGCUAUGUAAUUUGUUCAGUCAUUGUCAGAAACUAAUCAUCAAUUCUUCGUCUGUCUGUAACAAUAAGGACAAUGCCUCAAGAUUGGAAAGUGCCUAAGAGCCAACCUGGGUCAAGCUCUCCAGUGCUGGCCUAGACAGACAUCUGGAUCAAAAGGUUU
This is a messenger RNA of Chiloscyllium plagiosum (whitespotted bambooshark), 1806 nucleotides long. RefSeq names its product TLC domain-containing protein 4-B-like. The record is from RefSeq and is a predicted model, not a curated record. Gene Ontology annotation, biological process: lipid homeostasis. Gene Ontology annotation, cellular component: endoplasmic reticulum; membrane. Lineage: Eukaryota; Metazoa; Chordata; Chondrichthyes; Orectolobiformes; Hemiscylliidae.